Molecule: messenger RNA, 2311 nt
Organism: Condylura cristata (star-nosed mole)
Lineage: Eukaryota; Metazoa; Chordata; Mammalia; Eulipotyphla; Talpidae
Gene: POU3F1
Product: POU class 3 homeobox 1
Exons: 2
Biological process (GO): brain development; regulation of transcription by RNA polymerase II
Cellular component (GO): nucleus
Molecular function (GO): DNA-binding transcription factor activity, RNA polymerase II-specific; RNA polymerase II cis-regulatory region sequence-specific DNA binding
Source: RefSeq, a predicted model, not a curated record
GGACCCGGCCUGCACCACGCGCUGCACGAGGACGGCCACGAGGCGCAGCUGGAGCCGUCGCCUCCGCCUCACCUGGGCGCCCACGGACACGCACACGGACAUGCCCACGCGGGCGGCCUGCACGCUGCGGCGGCGCACCUGCACCCGGGCGCGGGCGGCGGUGGCUCGUCGGUGGGUGAGCACUCAGAUGAGGACGCGCCCAGCUCGGACGACCUGGAGCAGUUCGCCAAGCAGUUCAAACAGCGGCGCAUCAAGCUGGGCUUCACGCAGGCCGACGUGGGCCUGGCGCUGGGCACACUGUACGGUAACGUGUUCUCGCAGACCACCAUCUGCCGCUUCGAGGCCCUGCAGCUGAGCUUCAAGAACAUGUGCAAGCUCAAGCCGCUGCUCAACAAGUGGCUGGAGGAGACCGACUCAUCCAGCGGCAGCCCCACCAACCUGGACAAGAUCGCGGCGCAGGGCCGCAAGCGCAAGAAGCGCACGUCCAUAGAGGUGGGGGUCAAAGGUGCGCUGGAGAGUCACUUUCUCAAGUGUCCCAAGCCCUCGGCGCACGAGAUCACGGGCCUAGCCGACAGCCUGCAGCUGGAGAAGGAGGUGGUGCGCGUCUGGUUCUGCAACCGGCGGCAGAAAGAGAAGCGCAUGACCCCCGCGGCCGGCGCCGGCCACCCGCCCAUGGACGACGUUUACGCUCCCGGCGAGCUGGUCUUGGGCCCACGGGAGGGAUCGUCGUGAGCUCCGCUCAAGAGGAACCCNCCGCCCCCACCGGCCGCGCUGCACCACCAUCACCACCACACACUGCCCGGCUCGGUGCAGUGACCCCGCCGACCGAGCUCCCCGCGGGCGCGCGGCGAGGCGCUGCGCGGCCUGAACUCUUUUUGUUCGGUUGCUUUGGAUUUUACAAAAAGCCCAGAAACUUUCGAACAAAACCAAACACCCGGACGACCCUCUCUGGCGAGCGGCGAAGACGGCCGACAGGCUGCGUCGCCAACCCGGAUAGAGAGGAGCGAAGAUCCGGAACGCGCCAACUCACCCCGGGCAUCCGGCCCGCCGCCUGCUCCCUGCCCCCACCCCCUCGACGACCCCCGCCCUUGCCCCCCCGGGCUGUUCGGGGCCGGAUCCCGGCAGCGGCCUCCCCACAGCGACAGGUAACGCGGUACGGGGUUAGGGAUUCCCCGGGAGAAAGGAAGAAGAGAGGAGGGUUCCCCAACCCCUCUCCCCGGCGCGGACUCCGAGCCUGCGGGUCGAGAGUGGGGACUGUCACUUUAUUCGCUCCCAGCCUCUUCUCUCCCACAAGGAUGCACCCCAUCCCUCUUACCCUUCCUCCGGGCUUGGUUUUUUACGGUUUUUAUUUAUUCGUGGAGCCUUUCGGCUCCUGGGGUCCUUCUAACUUCGCCCGCGCCCUUAAUUUAAAUCGCUGUAUACUGUAUUUAUCGGGGCCCCGGAGGGGAGGCCGCGAGAGCCGCGUCUGUGUAUAAAAGCAGGAAAUAGCCAAAGCUUUAAUCUAGCCUAAUUUAUUUUCCCCUUACCUCCCUCUAUCCUACCCCAAAAAAGCAAAACAAAAAAACAAAAACUAACAAAAAAAUUCGAGUGUUCAUUUUUUGUUUCGUUUUAUCCGAGCCCGAGCUCGAUGCCGGGCCAUGCCGGAGGGGUCUGCGCUCCCGCACACACACGGUUGGGAAAGGGCUCUGUCCCGCUGCAGGCUGACCACUGCACGGCCGGGCCUCCGCUCCCCGUGGGGCCUGCCCUCCUGGCCACUAGCAAACGAAACUUGGAAAAGUUGGAGAUAUUUUUCAACCAGCUGUAGAAAUAAGCCGUUCCCUGAGAACCUUCUUCCUGAUUCCCUGCAGCCUCCGUUUGCUCCCUGUCCAGCCCCUGGGAUGCCGGAUGCUGGGGGAGGUUGGGAAAGAAAUUCCCCAAGUUUGGGGUGAGGUGGGAACCAUGUAAAUAUGUGAGAUAUGUACACACUGGCGGGGAGAAGAAACAUUUUGUGCUUGGUUUUUAUUUUUGGUUUUCCGAGUCGCCCUCCCUCCCCAUCCUCAAGGAUUUUGUACACCAACUAAUCUGAAAAAGAUAUUUUAAUAUGAUUUCCAGAUUUCUGACCCAUCUCUAUUUAUUUUCUGAAUGUGUUUGGAGCUUCCCCCUUCUCCAUUUCUUGUUCUGUUUGUUACAUUUUGGAUUUAAAUUUUGUUAUUUUAUUUUUAUUAUUUUUGGAACAAUGUUUUGGUGCAUUCUCUUUGUAUCUUUAUUGCAAAAAAAAAAUGUAGACUGGGAAGUUCCCUUUAUAUUUAUGUUAUAGUAAAUAUUUUAUUAC